Messenger RNA from Biomphalaria glabrata, 4070 nucleotides. RefSeq names its product elongation of very long chain fatty acids protein 6-like. Gene Ontology annotation, biological process: fatty acid elongation, saturated fatty acid; fatty acid elongation, polyunsaturated fatty acid; sphingolipid biosynthetic process. The record is from RefSeq and is a predicted model, not a curated record. Bases 171 to 971 code for a protein of 266 amino acids. Gene Ontology annotation, cellular component: endoplasmic reticulum membrane. The transcript has a single exon. Gene Ontology annotation, molecular function: fatty acid elongase activity. NCBI's taxonomy places the organism in Eukaryota, Metazoa, Mollusca, Gastropoda, Planorbidae.
GAACGACCAAUCGGUUUACUAACAUCACCAUACCGACAUUAUUUUAGCGUCGGCACUUCCGUGAUUAAGCUAACUCAUGUCAGCAUUGUGUCUGCUGGUUAUUUGUAUACCAUAUCCUAACGUACAGACUAAGAUCUAUAAGCUGAUUAAAUCAGCACGUGCUUCAGAGCAUGGAACCUGGAGAGCACAAUUACAGUAUUGUGUUUCAGUUUGAAAGAGAAUGGCACGAGAAAAAAUUCUUGGAUUACAUGCUUGAGCGAUGGACAGAUAGCUUUGUGUACUCGGCAAUUUACAUCAUUGUCGUCUUUGGAGGACAGUUUUUGAUGAAACAUCGCCCCAGGUAUGAUCUUCGACCCUGUCUUGCUAUAUGGAGUGGAGUGUUAGCAAUUUUCAGUAUUGUUGGUGCAGUGAGAACUUGGCCGGAACUUAUUUCUGUUCUGUCGAAUCAUGGAUUGCAAUAUUCUGUGUGUAUUCCAACUUAUUUUAAAGGAGUUACCAGUUUUUGGUCAUUCCUGUUCACUGUUUCUAAAGUAUACGAGCUUGGAGACACAAUUUUUAUUGUCUUGAGAAAACAGCCGCUAAUAUUUCUUCAUUGGUACCAUCAUAUCACAGUAUUAAUAUAUGUGUGGUACAGCUAUACAGAUCAUACUGCACCCGGUAGAUGGUUUAUGGUGAUGAACUAUACAGUACAUGCUUUUAUGUACUCCUACUAUACUCUACGUGCAUUACAAUUUCGCUUCCCAAAAUUUGUGAAUAUGGUUAUUACAUCAUUACAGCUAACUCAAAUGAUUAUUGGUGUCCUUAUAAACAUUUGGAUUUAUAAAAUCAAAGGAAGGGGUGAAUUUUGCCAACAGAGUUAUGAAAAUCUGGGUUAUUCUUCAGCAAUGUACUUCACAUAUUUUGUGUUGUUCGCCCACUUUUUCUAUACAACAUAUCUAUCAAAAUCAGCGCACAGACAAAAAGGAGAUUAAUGGAGUUUUUUUCUAGAAACAUUUUGAAAUUUACAUAUAGUCAAUGAAAACAGCGUCUACGUUCUGGCAGUUGAAAAGAAAAUAUGAUAAAAAUCGGUACCAAACCUGGAUGUUAAUUAACACCAUUUGAUCAAGCAAUGUUAUUUAGUUUCUAAGUUAUUUAUAAUGUAAAUCUAUGGAUUGAUUAGAUUUUGAAUUGGUUUUAAAUUAGAAUCUAGUUUGUCUUUGUUAAAUUUAAUUCUGUUAAGAAUAUAAAAAAAAUGAGGCUAUUUUUGCUUCAAUAAUAUUUGUUUACAUAUCAAAGGGUCUGGGCAUGAUUGGGGUUUAUAAUAAUUACUGUGAGUAUGAUUAAUUUUUUAAUCAAGAAAUUUAAAUACUAAAAUCAUUAUUAUUAACUACUUUUAAGUAUUUGUUUUUUGCCACAUUAAAAAAAAAAGAUGGUUAUGAUAAUAUAUUAUUGUGAGUUGUCUUUUGUUGCAUAUAUUAAUGCCUUUUUUUUUUUUUUUUUUUAGGAAAAUUAUUUUGUAAAAAUGUAAGACUUUGAAAAAUGAAUGAAUGAAGAUUUAGGUUAUGAUUUCUUAUUGUAUUAAAUGUAUAUGAACAUGCAUAUAUAUGUCCUAGAAACAUUAUUUAUUAAAACAUCAAAUCAAAGACCUCAUUUGCAAAAUAUUUUCAUCUUCAGAAUAUAUUUGGUGCUUCCUUUUAUUUAAGACUUAUUAGUGAUUAUUAGUCUCAAUGAAAUCCUAGACUACAUGUGAAGAAAGAAAGAAUGUCAUUUAUAGUAUAAAUGUGAGACAUGGUUAAUCUAUUUUUUAUUUUAUAUGAUAGACCAGUUUAUGCUUUUUUUCAUCAUUUGUUUAGCAUAUAAAUACUAGUAGUUCUGAGUCUGUCAGUACUGUUACUUACCAAUCUGUACAAAUGAAACACAAAAUAAUGGAGAAUUUACUAUAUAUAACUCAUAUUAGGUAAUCCUCUAUGUUUCAUUAAGCUUCUUAAUCUUAUUGUUUUAAUCAUAAUACACAUCUGCUUUAACUAUUAAUAACAGUUAUAAGAGUAAUGUAUGUUUAUUAAAGCACCUAAAUAAUUACCUAUUAGAUAGUAAAUAAACAGAAGUGUUUAAAAUACAUUUUUGAUUGUACCGAAACAAGGCAUAUCAGUUAAGCAUUAUAUUGGUUAAAUUUAUUUUGGACAUAUUUAUUACCAUUUUUUCCUCUUACUUUAAAAAAAACUACAUUCGAUUUUCUUUUAUAAUACUGAAAAUAUGCUGACAAAUUUGUUUGGUUAGUAGGAAAUUAAAUGAUAAUAAUAUAAUGGCAUUGACGUUUCACAUGUUGUUUCACACUUUACCCACAUUGUUAUUAGCAUGCCAUAGAUUACCUAGUACAUCAAAGUGAUUAUUUAUAAAGUUUUUGUUUUUGUUAUAGUGUGUUAACCAAAUGCUAUCCCAUUCAAGAAAAAUUUUAGACCAGGUGGAACCAGUAGGUUUAAACAGGGUUUUUAAAUAAAAAGAAAGUAAUAAUUCAUUUAAACUUAAUACCUAUUUAAAGUUAUAACUUAAAAGUUAUUUUAUUAGUACUUUUUUCUUAACUAUAAAUGUUAUGCUAUUAGUACUUUAAUUGUAGUGUACUGGCUUUAGCAGUUAAUGACGAUGCAUGUUGCUAUUGUGUCUGAUCAUGUAUAUAAUCAUUCAUUUUCUUAUUAUGUGAAUGUAAUAUACCAUAUUAUCAAAUAAUAUGGGCUUAUGAAAAACAAAAUAUAGGCCUACUUGCAAAGGUUUCUUGUAGUAGAAAGUUUGAUUUAAUAGCGUGACUUUUGAAAAAAAAAAUAAAGGUCACAUUGGUUACAUUUUUAUUUUUUCAUCUUCAUAAUUAUUAAAAUGUGUACAUAUAAUAUAUAUUAGUUACAGUAGCAGUAUAAUAUUUGAUAUCAAAAUAUAAAAACAAUAGAUCUAUUGCCUUCUGUGCUAUUGUAUUAAGAUUUAUUUUGUUCAACUUUUGCACCUGACUCAAUGCCUUGCAUUGUUAUUAGAUCUUCGACUUAUUGAUUUCUAAAUUGUGCUGGAACAUAUUCUCUAAAAUGACAAUAAAUACGAUGUACCAGUACUGUAUUUGAAAUGCCUUGCUGAAAGCUAUAUAGGCCAAUCAUCUUUUUAGCUACUCAAGUAUUUUAGGUCUGACAUAAUUCACAUAUUUUUCUCUUUCUCAGAAAUUAUUUAUAAUUGGUUAGUUUUUAUUUAAAUUAAUCUAAUACUGCUGUUGUCUCAUGAAGUUUAGAACUAUUUCAUGUUUGUUUGUUUGUUAUUUGAUUCAAUAUUUAUGUGGUAACUGCAGUUAUUCAUAAAUAUCAGAUCAUAAUGUGUACUUUCUCAACAUAGGAAGACUGCUAUUAUUUCACAGCACCUUUGUUAGCAUGUGUGAUAUCUGUACAUUUGUUUGUUCACUGUUUCAUUUGACUUUAUACAGUUGUUAGAGACUCCAUUUCACUAGUGUUUUGAAUACUCAUUGUAUACUGGAAAAUAGCUUUUUGUAAGAAAAACAUUUUUCUAAAUCUCCAUUCCAUUUGUUGCACUGCAGUGUGUUUACAGAAAUCCUUGCAUUUUUUUCUCACUUCAUUACCUUUUUUUCAUUGCAAUUUGAUUGCAAUGUUUUCAUUUUAUUAUUAUUUCUUGUUGUUGUUGAAAGUUUUUUCUUUUUGUUUAGUUGGUGGUGUGUUGUUGUUUUUUUUUUAGAAAGAAUCCUUUGAGAUAAGGGUUAGGCCUUUUUAAACCUCAUUUAAAUAGAAUCUAAUUUGUAUUAUUAACAUUACUUUCUCAGAAUUAAAAUUAUGUUUUGUUUAGUUACUGCAUUACCAUUCACAUGUUGAUGAAUUGAAUGUACAUUUUAUAGAAAUGUGAUACAUGCAGUUUUCUUGGUAUUAUUCAAUUACUUUUUCUAUUGCAGUUAUUUUUGUAUAUUCCCUGUUUCUCCCCUUCCCACUAGAGUUUGAGAUGUUCUAUUGGAUGAUACAUUUUGUGUUUGUGUGAUUUUUGAAUGUUAUUGAUCAAUCUUGGGUGAAGAUAAAUAGAUGUACCUGGCAGAAAUAAAUUUUUUCAGUACAGAU